CUCAACUAUCUGGGCCUUUUGUAGACCGGAUGAUGGCCAGGUGUAGGAAAUGCUAUGCAUAAUUUUUGUAUAUUCAUAGAUAUGAUUGUCAUGACUCGUGAUCUAAAAAAAUGCUCUGUGGCUAUUGGUUUCGCCACCAAGAUCGCGAAACUUCUGUUCGUGUAGUCGCCGUUUCCUCGGCACCUGAUCUUUCGGCUCCACGAUCUAGUUUUGGAUCAUGGGAGUCGUUGCCAUCACAGGAAUCCCAUCUGCUUCGCACUUACAAUUGGCGAUAUAUGUGGGUGGUUGUUUUUCAAAAAGACAGGUUUAUAAUUGGGUCCAUUCAACAUCUGGUCGUCAGCAUGGAUCCAAUGGAUAUAGAUGAGGUGGUCGAUUUUGAAGAUUCGGAUGUUGACAUUGGUCCUGUUCAGGCGCAGAUCAGUUUGGUGGGGCGUCUGUUUGCGUUGCGUCCCUUGUUCCGCCUGACAAUGGAUAGCGUGGCUAAUGGAAUGUGGGGUACACCAACAUGUCCGAUCAUUGUGCAUGAAGCUGAGAAUGGUAUGUGGAGGUUCAUUGUGGUGGAUGAUCAGGUCCGGGAACGGAUUGUUCGACGCUGCCCGUGGACGGUUAAGGGCUUUGUGCUGCAUUGGAUACCUUGGGCGCCGAUUACUCCUACUUUGGUGAAACCAGCCUCGGAGGCGAAAGUUGGACGAAAAGGAUAGAAAACUGGGAGAAGAGGUGAAAAACGGCGAGUUCACGGUUUUCCUUGGCUGUUCACGGUCUUGUAUGACUGUGAAGAAGAGCCAUUGGUCGUGAACUUUGAGGAGUCUAAAGCCAAAAUGAAAGUUACUAACGUCAAUUGUGUUCAUGGUCGCUAAGACCGUGAACAGGAGCUGUUGGCUGUGAACCAAUGGAAGCAAAGCGGUGCAUUUCGGCGCCCAUCUUCAGUUCACGGACGCGGUUCAGAGUUCACGGUCGUGAAUUGAGCUCUUCACUGUUUGAAAGCUGAGUUGAAAGGAGGAGAGAAGAUAGAGCCCAUUUGAGUGAGAAAGCAUUCGUCUGAUUUCUAGAGAGAGAAACACGAACCAAAGAAGGAGGCCAGGGUUUUGCUCCAAGGUGGAUUUUGGGAAGAUUUUCUCCAAGGAAAGUUCAACACAAGGGCCAAGAAGAUUGGAAGCCUCCUCCAAGAUGGUUUCUACCCCUUCUCCUUGUGUUUCUCCCAUUUCUAGCAUUUAGUAGAAUUCUUUUCACUUGGGUGUUGUGAAACCCUAACUCUACCAUGUAGUUUUCUUUUAUGUGAAUUGGAUGAUUGUCAUUGGGUAUUGUUUAAUUCAAAUGUUUGAGGUAUUAUUCAUCUUGAUUGUGCAUGUUUGUGCUUAGCAUCCUUAGGUUUGUUCAUGAUUGGUGCUUAGCAACCUAACGAUUGUGCAUGUCUAUGCUUAGCAAUCUAAUUAGCUAGUUAACCUAGUCUAGAGAGGGAAACCCUCCUUCCAAGGGAGUCUCAAUUGAGUUGGUAUCCCUAGGGCUUUUCAGUCUUCUAACUAGGUUAAUUUAGGGCAAACCUCAAUAUUGGAUUAAGCAAUUUGGUUAAGCGCGAUUAAGUCGUCCAACCCUUGGGUUGAGUGAGGGAGUAAGUCAACCAUUAAUUGCCUAAACCGAGAGGGCCUAGUGGCGGCCUAUAAUGCAUGCCUCGAUUUAGCAAUCAUGACCGUGGUCUACGACCAUAUUUGCGUCCCCUAGCGGUUAGCGAUCACCUUGCCCAUAGCAAUCAUUUCGGUUCACAUACCAUGGUAGUAGUUAGGGGGAAGCGACACCCGAGUGAUCCUUCCACAAAAGAGCUUUCAAAACCAUUCACCAUUGUCUUGUUUUACUUUAAUUAGCAAACUUUUCAACCAAAACUUUAUUUCUAGAUAAUGAUUCAAAUGACUGAAGUAGGGGUAGACGGACCGACACGGUUGAUAUUUAAACAUACUUAUCCUGUACUGCACCCGACUAAAGUUUAUAUUUGGAC
Messenger RNA from Linum trigynum, 1990 nucleotides. The record is from the annotation of a GenBank genome assembly. Lineage: Eukaryota; Viridiplantae; Streptophyta; Magnoliopsida; Malpighiales; Linaceae.